AUGGGCCCCCCCGGCCAAGCGUCGCUCGUUGAAAUAGCCCUUAAGUCUCGAAGGGGACUGGACAGACUGGCCGCUCGCUUCGCAGAUCGCGCCCCACACGCCUUCCAUGUCCACCGGGUGCAGUUCGCGGCCUGGCUGGAGCACUGGAGCGUGUUGGAGACCGACCGGGUGGACAUGACGUUGGACUACCAGUUGAGGACGGCUUUGAAAACCGUUGAGAAUGUUGAGGCUUUGGAGGUUGCUGUUGUUGGUGCUGCCAUCGCUGCUAUGGGAAUAGAUGAUGCCUGGUAUUCUUCCGAUUCAUCAGAGGCAGCCGACCUGGACGCCGAGUUCGCCGAAGAGCCGCGACACAGGGACUGCGAGGACCCGUUCACCAACCUCCUGAAGCUCUGCCGCUACGAGCUCUGGCAUCUGAUCCGGACGCUGGACCGGAACACGGCUCUCUUCGCCCAGUCCAGCAUGUAUGCGCCGAGUGACCUGCUGGUCCACCACGCCAACUACAUCGUCUGCGACGAAUGGGAUCGGGAGGUCACCGAAAGGUUCGAGGCGAUGGUCUGCCGCGCCCUCCGCUACCGCUGCAAGGUCCAUAACAAGGUGCUCCAGGCCCGACUGGGGAAGAUGGUCUGCGAUCGUCGCAGGGCGUUGAACUAUCACAGUCGCUCCCAGGAUGACUCCCCCAUGCACAUCCCCAGGCAGAACCUGAACCCCGUCACCUUCGUGUUGGCCAUGCGGGACGCAGCACAGGAAGAGCAUCCCCCUCCUCCCCCUCUCGCCCCGGGCCAGGAAGAGUUCGAGUGUCCGUACUGCCGCUUCAAGCUGCCAGCAGCUCGAUACGCCUCGCAUGAUGCAUGGAGAAAACACGUCCUCACCGACCUGGAGCCCUACAUCUGCAUCUUCGACGCCUGCACCGAGGAAGCCAACACCUUCCACACCCCACAGCAAUGGCUCUACCACAUGGAACUCCACCACUCAUCGACCUGGAUCUGCCGCGUGCCCCGCUGCCGCAACCGCACCUUCUACCGACAAAUCGCCUUCGAGCAACACGGCAUCAACGCCCACGGCUAUACCUCCGAAUCCCUGCGGACCAUCUGCCACGAGUCCCGCCGCCCCUACCCAGCCAUCUUCCACCGCUGCCCCUUCUGCGGCCCGCGCCCCGACCAAGACCCCCCCCGCGACGACGACGCCUACCCCGGCAACGCGGCCGCCCACCACGCCGCCCACCGACUGUACCACCACGUCGCCCGCCACCUGGAGGAGUUCGCCCUCAUGGCCAUCCCUUACACCCCGAGUGAGCCGGUCGUCUACCCUACACCUCCCGCCGGUGGUGGUGGUGGUGGCAGAUACAGCCGCCAUAUCCUGCCCAUUCCGCGGGUGGAGGACCACGGCAACUGGGAGUGGAUCUUCGAUGAGAACCUCCCCGCGUACAUGUACCGCCGCGACGUGUUUCCGGGCUCGUCGCGGUCGUCGGUGUCGGCGGCGUCGACGCCGUACUAUCGGCCCUCGACGCCCGUGGACGGCCCGGAUAUCUCGGAGUUGGUGGAUGUGGUGGAGAGUGAGGAUGCGGAUGUGUCGAUCUAUGAGGACGCGGAGUUGUUUGAGGGGGACGAGGAUGGGUUCUUGGACGGGUAUGAUGAGUUUGUUGCUGGGUAUGCGGGGGCACGCGGGUUGACUGGAUGGGAUGGGGAGAGUUGA
This is a messenger RNA of Aspergillus brunneoviolaceus CBS 621.78, 1692 nucleotides long. RefSeq lists its product as uncharacterized. The record is from RefSeq and is a predicted model, not a curated record. Bases 1 to 1692 code for a protein of 563 amino acids. NCBI's taxonomy places the organism in Eukaryota, Fungi, Ascomycota, Eurotiomycetes, Eurotiales, Aspergillaceae. The transcript has 3 exons.